AUGAAUAUUGUUGAUCCUGUUUUUGAGUAUUUUUUUAUAUUGAAAUUUCGACAUUUGGAAAAACACUUAUAUUUGAAGCAGUUCGACAAAAUUGUAUUCUCUCAUACAAUUUUCAUAAAUAGAAUGGUACGUUUCCAAACUAUAUUUUGGAUACAACUUUUAUUAAUCAGUCUAUUCUACACUCACAAACUUAUCACAUCCAUGCCAAUUGCUGAAGAAUUGAGUAUUGAAUGCACAAUUCAAUGCGGAGUUGAAGCAGACAAAUGUCAGAAAGCACAAACAACAAACCGAAAAAAUAUAGAAGUAUGUGUGCAGUUAAUGUUUGAAUGUGUCAAACACUGUACUGGACCACCACCUGUUGAAGAUUACUAUUAUUACUAA
This is a messenger RNA of Schistosoma turkestanicum, 381 nucleotides long. Lineage: Eukaryota; Metazoa; Platyhelminthes; Trematoda; Strigeidida; Schistosomatidae. The record is from the annotation of a GenBank genome assembly.